Messenger RNA from Capra hircus (goat), 3815 nucleotides. RefSeq names its product family with sequence similarity 122B (gene PABIR2). The transcript has 11 exons. Gene Ontology annotation, molecular function: protein serine/threonine phosphatase inhibitor activity. The coding region runs from base 281 to 1237 and encodes 318 amino acids. The record is from RefSeq and is a predicted model, not a curated record. NCBI's taxonomy places the organism in Eukaryota, Metazoa, Chordata, Mammalia, Artiodactyla, Bovidae.
GCAUGCGCAGGACCCAGUGGGUGCCCGGACGCGGAAGACCUGGCUUUGCUGAGGUUCCCGCUUCGGCAGCGUGGGAGGAGUGAAAGGCUGCAGGUUGUAGAUAUUGGUCUUGGCCCCGAGGGGUUCCCCCAGGCCAUUAGAACCCAAGAAAGGAAAAGCAGGCACAGCGGCGGCGGCUGGCCAAACCCCCGACCUGUCUUCCAGGCAGGGAGGGGGUGGCGAGGAGGGGGAGCAGCUCGGAUAGCAGGGCUGAGGAGCCUCCGGAACCGGGUCACGGACCAUGAAGGGCUGGACCGGCUCCCCAAGCAUGGGGAGCUGGAGCCGCCGAGGCCGCCCGGCCGGGCCCUGCCCGACUGUCAGCUCCUCGGUGCUAGUGCUGCCCGGGCAGCUCGGGAGCAGAGCACUGUCCGCGUGCUGCAUGCAAGCCUCCGACAUGGCUCAGGAGAAAAUGGAGCUGGACUUUGAGCCUGACACAUCUGAUGGGGGCACCCUCAGGAGAUCCAACAGCGCUCCCUUGAUCCAUGGGCUCAGUGACCUUUCACAGGUUUUUCAACCUUACACGUUUAGAGCUCGGAGGAAUAGUACAACUGUCAUGAGCCGUCACAACUUGUUGCUGUCAACCUCACCUAAUCGGAUUCCUAGCAGCAGACUGCAUCAAAUCAAAAGGGAGGAAGGCAUGGACAUAAUGAACAGAGAAACUGCGCACGAAAGAGAAGUGCAAACUGCAAUGCAGAUAAGCCAGUCAUGGGAUGAGAGCUUGAGCCUGAGUGAUAGUGAUUUUGACAAGCAGGAGAAAUUAUAUUCUCCUAAAAGGAUUGACUUCACUCCUGUUUCUCCGGCACCAUCACCCACCAGAGGAUUUGGAAAGAUGUUUGUGAGCAGCAGUGGGCUACCACCAAGUCCCGUUCCUAGCCCAAGACGCUUUUCCACCAGGAGAAGCCAGAGUCCAAUCAAGUGCAUUAGGCCCAGUGUUCUUGCUCCUCUUAAAAGAAAAGGUGAAAUGGAGACCGAAAGCCAGCCCAAGAGGCUCUUCCAAGGCACCACCAAUAUGCUGUCUCCGGAGGCUGCACAAUUGUCUGAUCUCAGUUCAUGUUCAGAUAUUUUGGAUGGCAGUAAUAGCGGCAGUGGCUUGUCCUCAGAAUCGCUGGCUAAAGGCAGCACAACCGCAGACGCUCCAGUAGCAUGCUCCAAUUCAUGCUCUCCGUUCAUCUUGAUGGAUGAUCUCUCACCCAAGUGACUUACCCAUUUCUGAUUCAGUGUUCUAACUGCUGUUUCCUGCAUAAUAUAUUCAGGGAGGAACGCAGAGAACUUUGAUCCAUAAUGAGGAUUAAAGUGUUACUGAUCUAAACCACUUUGAUGCCGUUAUGUUUUGGCACUACUUUUCUCUAAAGUUUGAUUUUACAAGUGUAGUAACCUUACUUAUGUUUCUUUACGCUGAUCUCAUUUUGAGCUAGUAAUGAAAUCUCAAAUACUCAUUUUUGAUUGCUUAGAGUGUAUAUAUAUAUAUAUAUAUAUAUAAAAUUUCUCAGUGCUUCAACGAUCACCUAUUUUAGAGUCUAUAGUUUAAGGAAAGCACUAAUAUGUAUUUUCGAUAAUGGUUCUUUUCCCCAGCAGUGACAUGACAGCUGGAGUUGAUCAGAAAUUCUCUUGCUUGAGAGAUUUUUGUUGUUGUUGUUCUCUUUGACUACAUAAGUCUCAAAUCUCUUUACCUCACAAUAUUAGAUUAAUUGCUUUUGAUGAUAUUAAAUUUUUAUUUUUCUGCAUCAGCUUAAAGUACAUUAUUUUGUUUCCCUUUCCUGUUUGACCCGCUUCCUUGCCAUUUCUCACAGAGGGGAAAAACAUGUCGUUGCUCUCAUUACUAUCCAUAUCGCUUCUUUGCUAUUGGAGUAUAGGAUGUGAGGAUUGAUUAUAGUGCUGAGAAUGUAAACAGACUUACAGGAUGCUGGAUUUAGUCACCACAGCUUCUUAUGACUUAUCUACCCCAGUUGAUAUUGUUAUCCUCAAACCUGUUGCCCUAAGGAAUAUAUAAAAUAUUGUUAAUGUUUCUAGGUGGUGUUUUCAAGGAGAAGAAAUUCCUGCCUUGACCAGAUGUGUGGAGCACCUACAAAUGAAUGAAUAAUGUUAUUUACAUACAAACCACUAUGUAGAAAAGCAUACAUGGAGCUUGACAGCUUGUCUCUGGUGGUGUAAGGAGGCCUGAAGGGCCUUGGCGUUCAAUGUUGUGCUGUUAUAAGCUAUUUAUCGUAAGGUAGGCUAGAAAAGGGGCUUUAUGUGUCUGAUUGCUACAUAUUGAUUCUAUUGCUGCUUCUUUCUGACUACUUUUUUGUCAUUAGAGUCGUUUGUUUUUGUCGUGUGGUGAGUGGUCCUGUUGACUGUAUUUUGAUUGUUGUGUUGCCACCAGAAUCCGAAUCCAGUUUAAUAAAAGGUCAAGGAAGCUUUUAGGAGCUACCAAAGUCAGUGUCAUUGUGCAUUCUGUUUUUAAGAAGCUGUUUGAGCUGUCAACAGUGUACAUGAUAGUAAAUGUGCAGUACCAUAAGUUAUUUAACGUUUAAAAGAGGAAAAUCACGAUAGAGCUGUUUUAAAAACCUGAGUGUAAUCUAUUGCUGUUUUAUUUAUUAUUUAAAACUGUGCAAAAUGUCUGUAGAUUUCUUACAGUGUUCAGACAUCGUGGUUGGGUUGUCGGUAUUUGACAUGCAAAUUUGCCUGCUAGGACCAUAAUAUUCCAUUUUUAAAUGAAUGUAAGAAAUGAAAACUACUGCAUUUGUGUCUUUUGAAGGCAAAGAUCCUUGAAUUUUAAAGGAAGAUGAUGUACUUUGAGGGUGCUCACAGACUAAUAAUACCGUAGGGCUCGAAGGGAAGCCUGUUCUCUCUGAAUUAUAAGAAACCAUCACUUAGCUUGCAGUAAGUAAUUCUGUUACAGCAUCAGCUGUGUUGUUUAUUUUAAAUUGUGAUAACCACCAUCAUGGCCAUUAAUGGCUUUAUCUCUCAUAUUGGCUUUCACCUGUGCAAAAUCCAUAAUCCUUCAAACUUAACAUGAAUGUAUGUAUUAUGAAGAUUGUUCUCUAGGAUGCCAUUUUAAAGAAAAAUUACUUCAAUGGUAUGCAGUAUGUUUAUUCUGUUUAUGAAAGAACCAUGUUAAGAGUUUCUGCCUAUAUAAUACUGAGAGAUGGUUUUCUCCUAUAGGAUAUUUAUCCACCUUCUCUCUACUGUCUUCUUUGCCUUAAGGGACACUUUUAGCCAUCAUUUUUGGGCUCUAAUUUAGGACUCUUGAGACGUAACCUUUAGAAUGUAAUGAUAUUUAAAUUUGUUUCUGAAAUUCUGUGGUGGGGUAGACUUGGGAUAGGAAAAUGAAAUUAAUUGUUCCACUGGUUUGAGAACUAGGAAGCAAGAUGAUUCACUUUACUAUUUAAGCCAAGGUUCAUUUUUAUCAUUUAAAGUGACUAGAAAGUUAAGUUUCUGCAGGGGUUGUUUUGGAAUAAAUAAAAGAUAGAGAUGCUAGCCUUCAGAUGAGCUUUGGUGACAGUACUUUAUUUUUAUAUAUAGUCUAAUAUUUGGAAAGUCAUCAUUGUUAUAAAGUAAAAUUCUCUCUUCCUAUUCUAAUACUAUAUCAUGUUUCAAGCUUCUAUUUGAAAACAAGUAUAAGAGAUGACAUGAUAAGAAAAUUUAAUAGAUGCUCUUUUUGCUUGAUUGACUUAUAUAAUCACUGUGUUUCAUGAUAACUGCUUUUGGAAUAAUAAUAAGUUUUGUGAAAUGCUGACCUUGUGUAUAUCUUAGAAUGCAAAAUUAAUAAAUUGUGUACACAUGCAUAAAAUUCU